Messenger RNA from Struthio camelus australis, 7505 nucleotides. The record is from RefSeq and is a predicted model, not a curated record. NCBI's taxonomy places the organism in Eukaryota, Metazoa, Chordata, Aves, Struthioniformes, Struthionidae.
CGCUCGCCAGGUGCCUGCCAGUGCCUGUGAAACGCCGCUGGUGCUGCCGAUCCCAUUUGGCUGGUUUCCAUGUUGUAAAUGCAACGUCUCAAAGGUCUGAGGGGUUCCCGAUGCACCGAAGAUAUCAAGACCCACAAUAAACGUUAGCAAAUGGGGUUGCUGCCUCCUUUUUCUUCCAUGGCAACGCUGUUAACUUUUCUGCCAGCUUCAGGCUGCUCUCCUCCCCUUUGGAACAAAAUAACCUUGUUGCUAAAGGCUGAAGUCUCCCCCUAACCGCACCAUUUCACCAGGCGGUGCUCGUCCCUGUCAGCCGCAGGGUUUUGUCAGGGCCACCGCAGAGCCGCGUCCCCACGAGCUGCAUCGCCCAGCACGCGGGCGGCAGAGGAACGGAUGGCUGGGUGCUUUGGGGCAGGAGAUGGGACAAGCGGUGCCUUGUGACUGCCAUGCAGCAGGUUUGGUUCAGGGAGAUGGAAAACAUAGGGCUGGAAAUGGGAUUUGAGGGAAGGAAGCCUUGGAAGUUCUCCAGAGGCCAUUGGCACGGGGGGACAGUGUGAGCGAACAGCGAGAUUGCUGAAAGGGGACCACAAAGUGUCCAGAAAUGUCUGAUGCUGAGUUAUAAGGUAUAGAUGGAGAUGGCCAGUCUAUCAGAGCCCUCUAUGAAGAUCCACGUGUGUUUUUCUUUGCUCGGUUGCCUUAUUUCUAAGCACUUUAUGGCUUUUCACUGUAGUAUUGAAGUCUCUCCAAGUUAAUAAGUAAACGUGCUUUGUUAUAUUUCACUUACUGCCCUCAGAAGUGGCAAGAGAAGACUGGAGGUUUCUUCCCUCCGCUCCCACCCCUGGGACACGUGUCAGCCCUGAGGAGAGCUGGGCUGGGGGAAAAGGGAGAGCCUAAGUGAAGGGCUUUGCAUUCCGCCCCAAUGCAGCGUGGUCUGCACUCAUCUGUGUCUCACUGGGCAGUAUGGUCCCUUACGUGAGUCUGCCUCCCGUGAAGGUGUCACCUAACCCAGACGUCUGUGUUCGACAGAGGUUUUUAUUAACGACUGCGCGGGAUGCGUCAUUCCCGUACAAGAACUUUGGUCCUUAGAGGGGGAGGAGGAGCCGGAUCCUGCACGCAGAAGUGGCACCCGCAGCCGCGGAGCCCUGAUGAGCCACCCCACCUUGGCAGCCUGCAUGGCAGAGAGGUCCAGCUGGAUGAAGAUGAGACGCCAUAAGCUCUUUCUGACUCUCUGCAUGGCUGGUCUCUGCCUCAUCUCCUUCUUGCACUUCCUCAAGGCCCUUUCCUAUGUCACCUUCCCCCGGGAGCUAGCUUCACUUAGUCCCAACCUCGUCUCCAGCUUCUUUUGGAACAAUGCACCUGUCACACCUCAGGUUAGCCCUGAGCCAGGGGGUGCAGAGUUCCUCCGCACACCCCUGUACUCCCACUCCCCCUUGCUCCAGCCCCUACCUCCCAGCAGAGCCAGCGAAGAGCUGCACAGAGUUGAGUUUGUGCUCCCAGAAGAUACAACAGAAUAUUUUGUCCGUACCAAAGCUGGUGGCGUUUGCUUUAAACCAGGCACCAAGGUGUUGGAGAAGCCACCCGUGGGAGGGCGGCCAGAGGAGCGAGCAGAUGGCGCUGCCUCGGGGCGCCCCGCUCGCAAGCCGCUAAGUGCCAGCGGGGCCAAGCGGCGCAAGUGGGUAGAGUGUGUGUGCUUGCCAGGCUGGCAUGGCCCAAGCUGUGGGGUCCCCACUGUAGUCCAGUACUCCAACCUGCCCACCAAGGACCGCCUCGUGCCACGUGAGAUCCCCCGGCGGGUCAUCAACGCUAUCAAUGUCAAUCAUGAGUUUGACCUGCUGGAUGUCCGCUUCCACGAGCUGGGAGACGUGGUGGACGCCUUUGUGGUAUGUGAGUCGAACUUCACGGCCUAUGGUGAGCCACGGCCCCUCAAGUUCCGCGAGAUGCUCCUCAAUGGCUCCUUCGACUACAUCCGCCACAAGGUGCUCUACGUCUUCCUGGACCAUUUUCCCCCCGGUGGCCGCCAGGACGGCUGGAUUGCUGAUGAUUACCUGCGCACCUUUCUCACCCGGGAUGGUGUCUCUCGCCUCCGCAACCUACGCCCGGAUGAUGUCUUCAUCAUCGAUGAUGCCGAUGAGAUCCCAGCCCGCGAUGGUGUCCUCUUCCUCAAGCUCUAUGACGGCUGGACAGAGCCUUUUGCCUUUCACAUGCGGAAGUCACUCUACGGCUUCUUCUGGAAGCAACCAGGUACCUUGGAGGUGGUUUCAGGCUGCACCAUGGGAAUGCUACAGGCUGUGUAUGCCACCGAUGGGAUCCGUCUGCGGCGCCGUGAGUAUUACACCAUGCCUGGCUUCCGGCAGUAUGAGAACAGCACAGGACACAUCCUGGUGCAGUGGUCGCUGGGCAGCCCCCUCCACUUUGCUGGCUGGCACUGCUCCUGGUGUUUCACACCGGAGGGGAUCUACUUCAAGCUGGUAUCAGCCCAGAAUGGGGACUUCCCCCGCUGGGGUGACUAUGAGGAUAAACGAGACCUCAAUUAUAUUCGAGAGCUGAUCCGGACUGGUGGCUGGUUUGAUGGUUCUACGCAGGAGUAUCCACCCGCUGACCCCAAGGAGCAGAUGUACGCUCCCAAAUACCUGCUGAAGAACUACCAACGAUUCCACUACUUGUUGGAGAACCCCUACCGAAGAGCAGAAGGGCCUGGGUGAGGCCACUGGGACUUGCACAGGAAAUUGGAACUUUACAACAAAGGGAGAGUCGUGUGUUUUGUUAGUUCUUUUCUUUUUUUUGUUUUCUUUGAUUCCAGGUGGGGUGUACCAUUUCUCGGCAGUCUCUGCCGUCCCUUUCUUCUCUUCUUCCCUUCCUCCCAGGGUGAUGCUUGGGGGCAAGAACUCCUGAGUCGCAUAAAGGGAGGCCUGGGCAGGGGAAGAAGAGAAGCUGGGGACCUACUCUGGGAGUAGCAUAAAGACUUUCCUGCAUCUCCUAAACCUGUCCUGCUGGCUGGAGAGAAUCUUUGCAGCCAGCUAGUGGGUUUUCCUCUGUGGGAGACUGGUAGGAUCCCAUGGGGAGAGAGGGCAGCUGUUCCCGUCCACCCUCGUCCUUUGUGGAUCGGAGCAAGCACAGAUGUGAGCCUGGACUAUUCAGUGAGCGUGUGAGUCAGCAGGCACAAAACAAUGUGAGUGGCCAUGCGUGCAGAUGUGUGUCACAGGCAUUUUUUGGAUGUGUGAAUGUGCAAAAGCAUCUAAGUAUGCGUUUAUUUUUUGUAUACCUCUAUAUUCAAAGAGUGUUUUGGGGACGAUAACUCCUUUGCUUUCAAGGUGUUCUCCCCAACACAUAGCCUCCUCCCACAGACUUAACACAUCUAUCCUGGGCCAGAACUUGGCCUAAUGCGCUGUCAGUCCUGGAGCAGGCAGAUAGGGGAAGUGGAGGAGAAAGCUGGGGUUUUUUUACUUCUUUUUCACCCCUGCCCCCACAACACUGCACUGGCUUGGCCCAUAGAACCUGAAGCAUCUUUCUUGCAGGACAUGAUUUCUGCAGGGCUGGGAUAAGCUGCAGGGGACUUAAUCAGAUGGUGGGAAUGUAUGUUUACAAGUGCAUGGUUUCCUAUGUGCAUGAGUGCUAACAUGCAUGGUUUUGGUAUGCACGUGGGCGUUUGUUACCAGUACUGGGUGGGGGGAAGGGAACGUAGUUGGGCUUGGGUGCCUGUGUAUCCAUAGAGGCCAAAACAUGGUGGGAUCUGGAAGCUAUGAUCUCCAUCUAGGCAUGGAUUACGUUUCAGGGAAUGCAUAGGAGAAAGCAUUGGCUCCACAUACCGGUGCUACACACAUGGGAUGGUUGCAUGCUGGCUCUGGCCGUGUGCAACCCUGUAGGCUGGGCCUAUUGCUGCUUACAGAGGGGGUAGAACACAUGUGCUGGCUAUUCCUUCUUGCCAUGAGGUAAACUGGAGGAAAAAGGAGAAAGGCAAAGCCUCGAGUCAGCCAAUGGGUGUUGUGGGGAGACACAAAACAUGCCAAGGUGUAGGACCCAUCUGUCUGCUCUUGGGAUGUGAGGGAGCUCAUGGAGAAAGGGCCCAUAAGCAGGAUUCCCCUGGGACCAAGAGGCUGUUUUAAGAUGACCAGGCAAUCCAGAGAGGAUGUGCAGCCCACACUUGCAGCCUGGGCCAUGCAGAUGAGAUCAUGCAGAGGAGAGGGAAACAGGGAUGAAACUAGUUGCAGCUGGUUGGUGAGUGUCUACUCAGAAUUCACCAGCAAUGGAUAGUCAGGAUCUGGCUUGUCCGUGUCUCAGAUUUAAUCAGUUCAUUGAGGAGGCAGCUCUCUGCUUCCACCCUUACCUCUCUUCCUUAGCAAGCAAAUGGCUUGACAGGGUGCCUGGAGGCCAGACUGUAGCGGGCAGAGCAUGAAAAACAUGGUGAGCUUGCUCUGUUAGCUUUACAGUGGAAAGACUGGGUCAUGUUCCAAACAGAGACGUGAGGAUCAUGCAGAGGAGGAGGAGGAAAAUAUUGGCCAUAAGGAAGAGCAACCCAGACAUCAGGCCAGCUGUGCUGAAGCAGGAGGGUUUCCAUUGCUGUUAACUCACGCCAUCAGGGCUCCAUAUUCUUCUGUUGUCCAGCGCAUUCUCUCCCUCAUGCCUCAUUCCCAUUUCUGUAUCUCUCUCUCUGUCCUUCCUAUUCCCCUCUCCAGAGAAUUGAAAAACAACAACAAAAAUAACUUGGUUCCCUAAUAAGACCGAGUCAGGAACUAGAGGUACAGAAUCAAGAUGAACACCUUUGUUGUUGUUCAAACUGCGAUCGAGUUUGUUUUAGCACCUUCCACAUCUCACGUGCAAUGACAGCUGAUUAAAAGAACUAAAGGACCCUUUUUCUUUCCUUUUUUUUUUUUUUUUUAAAUCACUGUUCUCACUUCUGCUGCAUGCCCUCCACAGGCAGAAAAGCCCCUUUGGGAAGUGAGCAGAGGGUCCUAUAGCCAGAACGCUCUUUCCCCAAAGAGAAGCUGUGGCUCUUCUGUGGCUCUUCUUCCCCUUCCCAUGCAUGAGCUUCCGUGGGGAUUUUUAGCAUGCUACAAGUCAUAUUUUCGUUGCUGGGCUAUGGCCCUUGCCUCUUAGGAGUUUCAGUUGAGCCCACAGCUGCAAUAUCUGGAUCUCCUGCACAGACUCCUCCCUUAUUUGUUCCAUAGUUCUCUUCUUCCCCCUCUGAGUUCCUUCUCCCUUCUCCUACCCACCUGGGCAAGAAGAAAAGGUCCCACUGGAGCUGGGUAAGAACAGAGCCAGGAGUCUUCUACAUGACUGCCUGGCACUGUGUCCCUCCUGGACUUUCCCACUUUCUUAUUCUUAGGAAAUUAAAUUUAAAACAGGCUUCUGUUGUGGGAGAGGGAAGGGACUUUACAGAUGAAGUACUUUUUUUUUUUUUUUCCCUCAAGAAUCAUUUAAACAUCCUUUGGUUAAGGCCAAACCAGUCGGUUUCUGUUGUCUAAUUUGUCUGGCUAACCCUAUGUUUAUUUUCCUUAGGGAAUUAGAGUACUUGUCAUUAAAAAUCUUUCUUGUCCCUUGGAGGGUGAAGACGUGCAAGCUGACUUUUGCACAUUGAUUUCCCAAGGUGGUGGCUUGCCCUCUGUCCAGCCUUUGUAUGCACUGCUUAGCCAAGGACCUCGAUGGUCUGUGCUCAGAGGGGAGGCAGCAAAGUCAGAAUCAUCCUCCACAGGAGGGAAUCCAGAGCGGGUGGGUGCAUGGGGUGGUGAGAGAUGCAAAGGAGGGAGGCAGGUUUGUAUCGGACCCUGAUCCUCAUUUCCCUGUGCCGAACUCUUUUGGCGUGAGCGUUGAGGCCCUUUGAUCAUGUCUGAACCAGGCACUGAGGUUUGAGAAGGGAAGGAAUAAAAAGCCUGUACCUGCCUCCAGGAUGGGCCUGGGAUCAGAUCUCAAGAGCCUGCCGCGGGUUGGGUUUUUCAGCUACAAGCUGCUCAGCCAAGCGCUGGCUGCCUCUCCUAGAGCGAGGCAUCCAGUGGAGGGGUGGGCAGGCUGGUGUUAGCAGAGGGCUGUCAGCCUUUCCCUGCAGUCCUGUUCAGCUUGACAGCUCUGUGCUGUUUGUACCCAGGAAUCUUUUCACCUUCAAAUUAAGUGGUGCAAGGGAGGGCUGGAGAGCAGGAGCAGCAGCAUAUGGCAUCCCUGCACUGCACGCUCUUCUGUUGCUCUGCCUGCCUCAUCUCACCUGCCUUUCCAGCUGCUGAGGCUCUUCCUUUCCUCUCCACCAAGAAGGGUUGUAUGUCUGUGCAUGGGCAGGAUAUGGGACCUGCAUUGGUGGACCUGCAGCGGGUGAGUUUGCUAAAGCAGGGGGGGAGAGGGAGGUUCUCUGCCUUUGUCUCUCCAGGGGACUGGGGGUAAUGUGGUGCCCAAAACGUGCUGGACAGAAAAGAGGAGGUGGCUUUGUGCCUGUGUGGUUGGUACGAAGGACAACAUGCUCAAGUCCACUCUUGCUGUUGCUUUCUCUGAUUCCUGUGUCCUGCUGAGGUGCUUUGUGUCGUGCAGCUCAGACUGUCCCGUUCGUUGUGCCUCUGUGGUGAGUAAACGAAGGGGACCUUGCGGCCUCCAGGUGACGCAUGAUUUGGAGGGGAAAGAGGGUCAGAACAGAACAGGUAUCAAUUUUUUCCUGGUUAUUCUCUUUCGGUGUGUCCUUGUGGGAUAAUAUUGUCUUUUCCCCUCCCAAAACCACCCCAGGCUGUGUCCUCAUUUCCCUGCUCCUGCCAGCAAUCUCUGUGGCUGCUAUGCCUCUGCACUGUGAAGACACUAGUCCAGGGUCAGCCCUGGUCUUGUUAGUGAGCACUGGUGGUUAAGAGAGAAGGAAAGGCUCAUUCUGGCUUCAUGGACCUCAAACCUUGGUGAGAAAGGAGGGAAGAGACUGGGAGACUGGGUCCUGAAUCCCUCCAUCCCCCACACCUCCAGACCCUCUUAAUAUGGAAACCAAGGGGGAGGUGGAGGUAAGAGGGUGGCAGGAGGGGCUCAGAUCCAGCAUCGAGAAGGGAGAGGUGUUUCUAAUGCAAUACACUGACAGUUAAGGCUUUGGGGACUACACAUAAUGGCUUAAGAAGGGAUCUGAAAUACUCUGAAACUAAGCAUUCAAACCACUGUUUUCUUCCUGUGAGGAUGAUGAUGCAGUAUCAUCCUGGGGGUGGUCCAGAAGCACUUCCUAGACUAGGGUCCGCCUGGUCUCGCUAGUAGUGUUGCUCCUGGGGUGACCCCAAAACACCCUGUUUUGGCAAAAGAAUGCGUGGACUUGCCAAAAAAAAAAAAAAAAAAGAAAAGGGAAAAAAAAAAGAAAGAAAGUGGCUGCAAAGCUCCUUUCAACUCUGUAAUUUAUAAACAGCAAGUAAUAAUGAAUUUUUUGUAAGGAUAAAUCAAAUGUACAUUCUGAAAUCAUUUUCUCUGUAAAUGGUUGGAUUUCAUUUCACCCUUAAAGGGAUGCUUAAAAGGAGGAGAAUAAUAAUAAUAAAAAUAAAAAAAAAUUACAAAGGAUGAAAGGAAACCAG